UUUUUUCGCUUUUCUCAAAUUAGUUCAAAUCCUCCUCCAUGUUUCCUUUCGUUAAACCCUAAUUGAAAUGGAAAAGAAAUCCAAGGAGGGAGAACCAGAGCCUGUUGUAUACGAAAUUCGGGGAGAGUCGGCUGUUGUUAUCAAUGGCGUCCCUAAGAUAGACCCAAAUUGCAGCACCCUUGUUCCCUCUAAUUCCAUCAAGGAAGACGACGGGUCUCGGAAAGAGAAAGGGUAUGGCGAAUGGUUGGAAGGAUGGGAAGUUCGGAAACUGUUUGGGGGAAAAUAUUAUCAUGGGAGAGUGAUCCAAUUCGACAAGGAAACUGGGUGGUAUAGGGUGGAGUAUGAAGAUGGGGAUUCUGAGGAUCUUGAUUGGGUGGAAUUGGAAGAGGUGCUUUUGCCUGUAGACAUUGGAGUUCCUUUGAAAACAGUAGCAUUGAAGGUGUUGAACAGGAAUCAGAUAGAUGGGCAGCUGAUGCCUCUGAAAUUCACAAGGACAAGCAUGUGGGAAAGAAAUUACAGACCCUUUAAUCAUCACAAUAUUGCACACAUCUUUAUUUCUUUGCUUUGCUUUUAUUUCUUAUGCUAAUGUGGAAAACCAGAACUUGCACUUGAAGCAUUCUGUGAUGUACAAAUUUGUUAACAGUGAUGUACUAUUUUAUAAUUGUAUCAUCUUUCCUUUGGUGGGUUCUGGGGCCCCAUGUCCCCUAUUGCAAC
Molecule: messenger RNA, 714 nt
Organism: Hibiscus syriacus
Lineage: Eukaryota; Viridiplantae; Streptophyta; Magnoliopsida; Malvales; Malvaceae
Product: dirigent protein 17-like
Exons: 2
Coding region: 68-586 (172 amino acids)
Source: RefSeq, a predicted model, not a curated record